ACCGUACCCAUUUUGAACUUCCGGACUCCGGAGAACAAUAAUACUGAUGUCACCGGCCAGAAAUGUUAAAUCCUCGCUUCUAGGCCCAGUAAAAUAAACAUCUCCGACCAAAACUUCCAGAUAUCAUGCCUCUAUAAUUAUUCUCAAACAUUCUCAUGAGGAAGUACCAGACACUUCACAAAUGAUUAAGCCAGUCUGAUGCCUAUGCUACAACAAUAAGACCCCGCACCUUAAAGCCCAACUUUCUUAUCUAGAGUCUUUAGGCAAUCGAUAUUCCAAUCAACUGGUGCUGAUAACUAGCGAGUUCUUCUCAACCAAACUGAAAAACCUCAAGUUUAUAAAGUAUAGCUUUCUGCCCGCUUCUGUAUUGAUGUAGAACAGAAACAAAAGCAUACUACCUAACCGUUCAAAAUCAUGUCCGACCGUACUCAUACAGCGUUUUUCUACGGCACACUAAUGGCCGCUGAGGUGUUCUUUACCGUCUGCUAUAGGUCGUCCACUGAAAAUGUCUCUUUGUUAAAGAGUCUUCAUGAUUUCAAACCAGCUAUAUUGCACGGGUUUUGUCGACGCCGAGUCAAAAAUGCGGACUAUCCGGGAAUUAUACCUGAUGAGAAUCAUGAGGUCAGGGGGAUGUACGUGACAGGCUUGACAGACGCAAACCUGUACCACCUCGAUGCAUUCGAAGGUGACGAAUAUGAGCGUCGGACGGUGAAGGCUCGCCUACUCUCUAAGGUUGGGAAUGACGCGGGACGAGGCAAUGUUGAGGGCGAGGAGGUCGAAUGCGAAGUAUACGUCUUCCUACACCCCAACUCGCUAGAGGAUCGAGAAUGGGACUUCCACGAAUUCCGGACGCAGAAAAUGAAGAAAUGGACGCGAGAGGAUUACGGUUUCGAGGAUACAGAUCACUUUUCUCCCUAGGCCGUGGAGGGUGAUGAGAAGUCAGCUGCUGUCUGUAGCUAGGGGUGAAUAU
Hypoxylon trugodes is the source of this 970-nucleotide messenger RNA. RefSeq names its product BtrG-like protein. The coding region runs from base 415 to 918 and encodes 167 amino acids. Lineage: Eukaryota; Fungi; Ascomycota; Sordariomycetes; Xylariales; Hypoxylaceae. The transcript has 5 exons. The record is from RefSeq and is a predicted model, not a curated record.